AUGCAGGUUUCGUUGAGUUACGCUGUUCUCUUCUUGACGAUGUGCGCGUCGACGCAGCCGACGGAGCGGGCGAUACUUCGCUCUUCGAAAACGGCGGCGGUGAGCGGGUUCGUCGCGGGGGCUUUUAUUUUGGCGCACAUUAUCUUUCAAACGUUGAUAGCGAUCGUGAGCGAGACGCCGGAGACGUGGUUUCGCGCGUUUGGAUUGCAGAAGUUUUCCACUCCGAGCGUGGUGGCACGGUCGCUCGUCCCGGACGCGCUGUUGUUCGUGUUUUCUUUCUGGGUCAGGGCGGAGCUCGCGCGGGAGCUAGAUGCGAUGAAAGAUGACGAGGGACCGCGUUCGACAGCGAUCAACACGUGGCUGCACGAAAUGCUCUCGGCUGUUCUCGGGCUCACCGAGCACGAGCUCCGAAAGUCGGCGCAAAAGUGGUGGCGUCUACUGGGUCUCAUUUGUUGCGCCGUCACUGGUUACUCGGCGAACGGCGUGGUGCAGUUUUUCCUUUUCAUCUCCGUUUACACACGCUUCGUCGGCGGACAGGGCGACGUUCGUAUGUCGAAAUGGACGCGUUUUCAACACAGAAUUUCUACAACGGAAAAGAUGCAAAUUUGCACCUACAUCAUCAUCGUGGGUUCGUACAUCUUUACUUCGCUCGAGAACACGUCUCAAGUGCUAGAGAAUUCGAAAGUCGCGCAAAUAUUAGGUUUCUGGAAGAUAGGAAACGGAGGGCGCAUUUGUUGCAUGUCCGCUUCCGAGACGGUUGGAUUUGUUUUCGCUUGGCUCGCCAACAUUUGCUUCGCCGUCGCUAUAUCGUACGGCGACACCGACGUGUCUUUCACUUUCACAGAGCUCGCAGGUUUUAGCGUUAAGCGGGAAAUGUACAGCCCGUUGCUGUAUGUUCCAUAUGUCGCGGCGGCAAUGACAUUCACGGGGCUUGCAAACGUGAGAGGAUUUUCCAUUAGCGUGAUACAGAUUGUGGAUGUCAGCACGGUGCUUCUCACGACCCUAUGGAUGCUUGCGUCUGCCAGAAGACUCGUCUGCAAGUCCGGGAUCGGUGCGUUUUCUGAGAAGUGGGUGUUUCGUUUGCGAAUUGUCUUGGCGCGCUACCUCGAAUUUCAGUAUGCAUACCUCGCAUUCUUGUACAUUUGGAACAUUCCAAAAGUUGCUGAGGCGUUGACGAAGGCGUGGCCGGUGAAUUUGCGUAGAAACCUCACGCCGUACGAUUUUGGCCUCAUUCCGGUUACCGCACUGCACUCGUGGAAGCACAUGUAUCAUCGUUAUUUGACCAUCAUGUUGUGCGCGAUGCUGUGGUACUGGUUGGACAAAUGCGUGAAAGCGGAGGAUGGCGACGAAAUGAAUCUUCACGCGUACAUUGGAGAAGAUAGUCAAAGAUCCGAGGAUGGCUCGUUUCGCGCAAAAGCCAUGCAUGAGAACGUGGAAACGACCAAAAGAAUCGACGACAUGAGUCCAUUCGAGAUCGUGUAUCAAGCGUACGCGUGCAUGAUGAAACACGUCCGGGAUUCAUUGGGCGACAAGUUCGAGGCGAUUCUGCACCAGUCUUCUAUGGAGGUUCUUUUGCUGGUGGCGACGAUAGCCAUUGCGUUUCGAGUCGACGUCCUCAGUGUGCUAUAUGUCGUGAUGAUCAUGUUUGCGUGCAUAGAGCUUGCAGUUCCUACGAAUCGAGGGAAGCCGCCAAAGCCGCUUCGGCAGGGCACUCUCGGAAUGCUAAAAACGGCAUUGCGGGUUCUGACUGACGCAUGGCGAUACAUAAAACGGCUUCGACGGCGAAAUGGUUCCCAAAUCACGUCUGAAGAUUGUGAGGUGACACCACCGCCAAAAACAAACGCUCGGCGCGUUCGGGAGUCGGACUAUCGGCACGCGCAGUCGAUGUCGAUUCACACAGAAGUGAACGAUUACGGAUUUUGGUUGGCUUUGUUGGCGGUGAUAUCGAUAGUGUCGAAGCAGAUCACGCUCUUGACUGUGUUCCAGUCUGGCUCGCUCAACACGCUCGUUAACGAACGAUGGGGUAGUUGGCUCGGCUUCAUCUCGCUCUAUGACUCACGAUUGGAAGAUGCCUUGGAAACGAGUAGAACAUGCUGCGCGUGGCCUUAUGUGCUCGAUGCCGCUGGCACAUUUUGUUACGACGCCGGCGUGAUUGCAUCUGCUUCAAAUCAGUUUCCUACUAGAGCAUGUCUUACUUUUAGCACAAAUUGGUACAUCUUCGGAGUGUAUUACAUGGUGGUGAUUUUCGCCGUACUGCACGGAUUCCUGCAGAGGCGACACAAUGUCAAAGCGCAAAUGAAGACAAAGGCGGCGACGGCGAGCUCUGUACCUCGCGCGAGCUACUGGGCAAAAUUGCGUGGAGAAGUCCGAGGCUGCGAUGCCGCAAAGAAGCUCAAAUUACUCAUCAUUGCCGAGCGCAUGAAGAAGUACGCAACUCCAGAGAAGAAGAAGAAGAUCGCGACGAAAGAUGAGGGAUUCUCUCCGAUGGUUGCGCAAACGCCAAUUCGUGGAGAAGAAGAUGUUUUCGCUGAUUUGCAAAGGGCCCUAAACGACGCGAAUUCAGAAGAAUUGGCGAGAACGGCAACGGGGAAAGAGCACUUAGGCUGGCGUGCGAUGGUCGUGCGCGCCGUGCAUCGCUUCGUACAUUGGGAUCUCCGGAGCAAGUUUGAAGUGUUGGACUCUGUUAUUGACGAGUUGGGGAGUUUGAAGUAUCUCCUUGCUAUGGCGGUGUUGCUCAUCAGCGCCUUCCUCAAAUCUGACGUCACGAGCUCGGUUUACAUCAUCAUACUUGGAUACUUUUUGACGUUCAAUAAUCGCGACGGUAUCGUUCGGUUCCAAUCUCAAGGCUACGCAAUCGUGCUUAUUAUUGGCGCCGUCUUGGUUGUUCACGUUCUUGCCGCUCUUCGUCUGCCAUCCCUUUGGUUGGGGACUAAUUACUGCGAGAACUGCCCUGAAAAACGUUUCUGGCUAGACGUCGGCAGCUGUCCAUCGUCUUCUAUCUACGCUCCAUCGCCGCCACCUCCUGCAUCCGCAUCGACGUACAGUUGCAACUCCAGGCCUGUUUGGGUGCAGGCUUAUGAAAUCGUCGCCGACGUCCUCGUCAUUUUACUUGUCGCGCACUACGUGCGCCGAGGGCACAAAAAUAUGGUGCGCGCUGACGUUCGCGCGGCGUGGAUGCGCGGAUACAUGCGAGCAAAAGGUCAGCAAAUGGGUAACAGUUGGGUACAUUCUGAGCAAUUCACUCGCCUCGCCGACAAAGUGAACAAGCGUCUCGCGGAGCGACGCAAACUGGACGAGACCGCAGAGCUCUCUUUCGAUGAAAAAGUCAAACUGUGGGAUAAUGUCAGCGCCCAACUAGAACAAUACGUUCCAGUUCCUGAGAAAGCUCAAGAAAGAGAGGAAAUGAAGCGCGCAGAGUGGACCAGCCGACGCCUAUCGCGUCAACUCACGUACGCCUCUGAGACACAGGCUAUUCAGAGAAGAUACUCAUUUGCAUCGAUUGCGAGCAUGGCGCGUCGUGACAGAAAGUUACAGCAAUACGGAAGAAGUGAAGCUCUGAUGACGCAAUACUUCCAUGGAUUGUUCCACAAGUAUUUACUUAUGCUUAUCGUGAUUCUCACGUACGUGGCAACCGUGUCUCAAGGAAAGAGUGAUUUUGUCUCCUUGGGUUACGCCUGCAUCUCAAUCCUAUUUACAACCAGAUACAAUGGCUUACGUAUAAAUGUGCGACUGUUUCCGACGCACAAGCAUGGAUGGUGGAACGGCGAGCUAUUUCGUCUUCUACCAACGUAUAUUUUUCUGGUCUUGACGUCCAAGCUCGUGUAUCAGAUACCUUAUCUGAAGCCGAAGCUGCUUAGCGGCACGACAGCAUUUGUCGGAGCCUGUGUAGAAGGUACGCGCAAGUGCGAGACUAUAAACUCUUUGUUCGGCAUUCGCAAGCUUGGAUCGGCGUGUGAUGCGAGCAUGCUCGCAUCGGAUUGCGUGCCAGUGUUGUCUUUCAGAUCCGGAUCCAUCGGCGUCGAUAUCAUACUGUUCAUCCUCUGCUCAGUACAAACGCAGUUGUUUUCGGAUGAACGAUACGUUCGAGAAAUCUUGAAGUUGGAGAAACAGGAGCUCGAUAGGGUCGCACGUCGAACCUUAUUCUACCGUAAAUACGUCCUGGGUUGGAGGGCGAAGACUCAGCGAGAAAUGGACAGCGAGUAUCAGACAAUUGCGGACAAAGUGCGUCACAGUGCAUCGGCGACGGCGGAGUGGACUCAAUUUCAACGAUUCAGAAAAUCGGUCGAUCACGAACAAAUGAUAACUACAUACGUCCCGCAUAGUGUCACCGUGGUGCCGAAGAGUGCGACAACUGUGGAGGUAUCAUGGAAAAUGGAUUCAGCCGCGCGCGACAUCGAGCAAUUUGCGAUAAAGCGUGAACGUCAUCCUCGAACGACAAUAUUCCCACACUUCGUAAAUCCAGUCAGAGUAGAUGUUGAUCCAGAAUCACGAUCAGCUUGCAAGGUGGUGGUGGCCGAUCUCACGCCUGGUGCUAACUAUGCGUUCACUGUUCAGGCGUGCUCAAAAAAGUACGGCUAUGGGCCUGAUUCAAAAGAAUCUGGCGUCGUGACAAUGCCUCUGCGAGAGGACGAUGACGGCGGUGAUGAGCCGAGCACCGAAGGUACGUUCGUCACUGUAAUCAUGCGAGGUUACCGAUUUGCGAUGGACGCGUUUUCCACUAUUCUCGACCCAGCGCUGUACCCGCGUCCACAGAAAAGUGGCGACAGCGAGUGGACUCGCAAGGGUGAUUGGGGCGACUCAAACAUUAUCACCGGACUUGGAAAAAUCAUAUUUUCACAAAGUGAGUUACUAGUGUACAUCAGCGUCGUUUUGAACUUCGUUGAUCACAUGGAUUUGAUGAGCAUCUGCGUCGUAUUAUUUCUCGUGUCGUUUGCGGCGAUGUGGAAUCCGCAUCCAUCGCCAAGGACGUGGAUGGGCAUUUUCUGGUACUCGGUGGGUGUUUACUUCGUUCGCAUGUUAGUUCAGAGCAGGGUAUUCUGCAUGCAGCUGAAGGAUGGUGCGAGUGCGGAUGAUCGUAACAGAUGGUACAUUAGCGCGCAGCCGAGUUGUCCGACAUCGACGCUCUACGAUCACCGCGUCGACGGCUCAUACAGUACUCUCAGCGCGACACUCCUUACGGUGCCCCGUGGUCGCUCAAAGGUUCGCGAUGAAGUAUGGACCGACAUCAUACUCAUAUUAUCGCUCGUGUUACACCUGGCGCAUCUGCGGGCUUUAGGGCAAAGAUCGCACCGAGAUACCAAAUUAUUGCACCCUCGCAAAGACUACGAGGAGUUUAACAAGGUACUUUUCGACACGGAUGAUGAUUUACGCCUUCUCAGAUCGACCACGCCGACUCUUCCGAAGAUUGGAGACGAUGUAGAGCCCGUGAAACAGGGAUCUAUGGAAAAGCGUCCCAGCCAGCUUUCGAGGGAGCAGCGCAAGCUCAGGAGACAUAUCGGGAAGUUUCUUGGAAUGUUCGGUCGUAUAAAAAAGUUUUGGUACUUUGUGGCGAGAACGUUCUUUACACUGAUCGAGCAGAUUUGUCUACAAAAUUCGGCAAAAGUUCCAAGACAAAACGUGGGAAAGCCCGGUGUCGAUCUACACGCUUUGGAAGUGUUUCUUCAGCUGAUUAUUGGGAUUUGGUUCGUCACUGAUUACAAUAACUUGGUGUUCGCUUCUGGUACGGCGUUGAGCUCGACUGAAUCUUUUGGAACGGGAUUGACGAUAUCCAUCGCAUGUUCUGUUGCCUGGAUGAUCCUGACACGCUUAGUGUAUCUUACCCGAAAUGUCCGGGCCAAGCUCUUCCUGCAUAUGACCGUGAGUGCGCUCUACGUAUUGCUCAUAUUCUUAUUCCUUCCGUUGCUUGACUCGCGGGCGUACAUGUCUCCGCGGCACAACUCCCAUCUGAAGUGGUUCACCGCUUUGAUGCUCACAUACUUCUUCGUCAGCGCGAUGCAGUUGAGAGAGGGGUUCAGAGAGGGGAGCCAAUUCAAAAUCAUGAUUAUGCGUUUCGGACCUUCGAGCUUGGGACGUCUUCUGUACAGCUUGGUAAACCUGAUACCUUUUCUGUUUGAGAUUCGUUCCUUGCUCGACUGGACGGUGAGCGACACGAGCCUGGACUUUUUUAUGUGGUUCCGUUACGAGGCGUUAUACUACGCCCUGCACAAGACGUCGCUGGUGAUCUCUUUCAGAAAGAACAAGAGGCAGUACUACGGCGGAGCGAGACCGGUCCCGCGGGUGCUAAAGAUCAUAUUGGGCGGCGGAACAGUGGCGAUCAUAAUCCUGCUCCUCACAGGUCCGAUCUUCAUUUUCAGCACGUUCAAUCCAGCCUUGGAGAGUAACAGAGUCGAUACGGCGCAGAUGAGCGUUCAGCUAGACGUCGUUGCGAACGCAAAGACGGAGCGACAACAGCUCUACACCGGUUUCGCCACUGGGUAUCCCAUGUCGUCAGACUCUGAAGACGCCAUCAAGGAGGAGCUCCUCUCGAGCCUCACGUACAGAAGCAUUGACUCCGACUGCGUGCGCUUCCCCAGGUAUUCGACGACUCCCUGGAUCUCACCCAUCGAUGCGAGAACAAUGCUCGCGUCGACUUUGACCACGACGGCGUCCGCGUCCGAGUGCAAGGCGACGUUGACAUUUUCAGCGGAGUUCACAAGGAACGGUCCGCCGAAGGCGAAAGCGGUGUCCAUCAAUUUGGUAUCGAGUCUAUCGAACGCCGAUUGCUCGGCGCUCGCGACGAUCAUCAACAACGGUAGCGGGAGUUUGGUGUUGAACGCCGUCGUGCCGCGCGGAUUCCACCUCACGCCCGCCACGGAUGUAGAGAUCCUAGAUCGAGUGACCUCGGCGUACAUCGGAGUCAACGUUUCGCUCACGUCGACGACUCGUGACUACAUGUGGUCAGUCACUCCAACGGGGACGUAUUUCCCUUCAGUCUUGAACGAUUUCUGUGGUACAGAUGUGAGUACACCAUCGACCGAUCGGGGGGUGUUAUUCGCCACCGUUAGCGAUCGUUAUCUCGUCGGAUUGGUCACGUCUCUCGGAUUGUCGAGCUACAGUAUCCGCGCGCUGUACGCCUUUGUGUUCAUCACGGUCGGAUACUUUGUCCGUUCGCUCUUCAAGUUCCAGCUGGACGACGCGUUCAUCAACGAGAUAUCAAACGUCGACGAGCUCGUCAACGUCUGCAGAGGUCUUCGACUGAUCCGAGCUCUGGAUUAUCCCGGGCGCAGACGAGACGAGAUGAAAAUGUACUACGCGCUGAUGCGAAUGGUUCGCGAGGCCUCGAUGCGACGCGUGCUCACGAGAAACCCGGAUGAGAUUUGA
Ostreococcus tauri is the source of this 7359-nucleotide messenger RNA. RefSeq names its product Fibronectin, type III. The record is from RefSeq and is a predicted model, not a curated record. Gene Ontology annotation, biological process: regulation of membrane potential; cellular response to mechanical stimulus; detection of mechanical stimulus. The coding region runs from base 1 to 7359 and encodes 2452 amino acids. The transcript has a single exon. Gene Ontology annotation, molecular function: mechanosensitive monoatomic ion channel activity; protein binding; monoatomic cation channel activity. Gene Ontology annotation, cellular component: membrane. NCBI's taxonomy places the organism in Eukaryota, Viridiplantae, Chlorophyta, Mamiellophyceae, Mamiellales, Bathycoccaceae.